AGGCAGUACUUUUUUUUUAAUUUUGUCUGGGUUCCGAUCUUUCUGGUUUUUAAUUUUGUCUGGUUUCCUAAAAAACAUAACUUUGAGCAUUCUCAUGUGUAAAAUUUGCUGAUCAAUGUUAUAUUAAAUAUAUAAACAAAAAUGGAAGCAUUUCGCAAACCCCGUGUUUGUAAAGUUUGUAAAAAACGUUUUGUAUUUAAAGAGAACUUUAAAAUGCACAUGAAAACGCAUCCUAAAAACCCUUAUGUUUGUGAAGUGUGUGAAAAACGAUUUACAAAAAUAAGUGAAUUAAAAAAACACAAUGUAAUUCAUACUGCAGAGAAACCUUAUGUUUGUGAAGUCUGUAAUAAAUAUUUUAAACGAAAAUGUACUUUAGGAAUGCACAUGAGAUUACAUACUGGGGAAAAGCCAUACAUUUGUGAAGUGUGUCAGAGGUGCUUUGCACAAAGUUAUUCUUUACAAAGGCACAAGAGAACACAUUCUGGAGAGAAACCUUAUGUUUGUGAAGUCUGUGAAAAAUCUUUUCGAUAUCGUAGUGGCUUACAAAUUCAUUUGAAAAUUCACACUAGAGAUAGAUCUUAUGUUUGUGAUGUGUGUGGAAAAGGCUUUGCCCUAAAGGGUGAUUUAAAAAAACAUAUUUUGGCAACACAUUCCAGAGUUAAACCUUAUGUUUGUGAUAUGUGUGGAAAGGGCUUUUCCCAAAAGGGUGAUUUAAAAGCACAUAUAAGAACACAUACUGGAGAGAAACCUUAUGUUUGUGAUGUGUGUGAAAAAAGCUUUUCACAAACUUGUCAUUUAAAAAGUCAUAUGGCAACACAUUCUGCAGAGAAACCUUAUGUUUGUGAUAUGUGUAAUAAGUCUUUUGCACAUAUUAGGUAUUUAAAAAAACAUAUACAUUUACACAAUGCUUAAAAACCUUGUUUGUGAUGUGUGUGAAAAAGCUUUUCAUGAAUAGUAGGUACUAUAAAAACACACAUGGCAACACAUACAACAGAAAAACCUUAAGCUUAUGAAAUGUGUGUAAAG
Bombyx mori (domestic silkworm) is the source of this 1026-nucleotide messenger RNA. Its product is annotated as zinc finger protein 239-like. Gene Ontology annotation, cellular component: nucleus. Gene Ontology annotation, biological process: regulation of gene expression. The transcript has a single exon. The record is from RefSeq and is a predicted model, not a curated record. The coding region runs from base 142 to 912 and encodes 256 amino acids. NCBI's taxonomy places the organism in Eukaryota, Metazoa, Arthropoda, Insecta, Lepidoptera, Bombycidae.